AUGCUGCCCAACUGCACCAGGAAAAUGGGCACAGGGGAUUAUCUCUGCAUUGCUAUGAGCGGAGGGGCGCCAUGGGGCUUCAGGCUGCAAGGUGGCAAGGAACAGAAGCAGCCUUUGCAAAUCGCCAAGGUUCGCAGCAAAAGCAAAGCAGCCAAGGCUGGACUGUGUGAGGGGGAUGAAGUGGUGUCUAUCAAUGGCAAGCCUUGUGGAGACCUAACCUAUGCUGAAGUCAUUGUUCUGAUGGAAAGCCUGACUGACGUCCUGCAGAUGCUUAUCAAGAGAUCCUCCAGUGGAAUAAAUGAAACCUUGAAUGCUGAAAGAGAAAAUGGGAACAUAAAAAUUGAGGACUACAGGGAGAACACCACACUGCAAAUGAACACAGCGCAAGAGAUACCCCAUGGAGAUUUAUGCAUCACAGAGAUUUACAGUGGCACUCACCACGGAGCAGCAGAAAGCAACACACACUUUUCUGAAACAAAACAAGAGACCACACAAAGCCACAGAAUUCCUCCUAAAGUGAUAGGCACGCCCAAAGUGAUCGUGACAGACGAGGCUGCUGUCAGUGGGACGACAGAAGAAAGGCCAGGCGCUAUGGUUGAGCUGCAGUUGUCCCUCUCAAAUGACGCACACCAGGCCACCAGCGCUCCUGCUGUGACUCUCUUGGGGACAGAAAAGUGCCCCCCUUCAAGCAGAGGAUCCAGUGCACAACAGGACGAGAGCAGUCCCCUGAUCGCAGUUCCCCUGGGUGUGAAGCAGGGCAACAUCCAGUGGUCAAACAAAGUAGUCCACUUUUCUAGCAGCAAGGAGGUCAAGAGGAUCCAAGGUGCAGCUCCAUCUAUCCCCAGGGUGGAGGUGAUCCUAGACUGCUCAGACAGGGAGAAGGAAGCGUCUGAAAGGGGGUGUGUUGAUUCUCAAGUAGAAGGAGGGCAGUCAGAAGCACCUCCUUCCCUCCUCUCCUUUGCCAUCUCAGCAGAAGCCACAGUGCGGGGAGAAGACAGCAAGCACUCGGAAAAGGAGCACAGACCUCUCAAGCACAGGGCAAGGCACGCAAGGCUCCGACGAAGCGAGAGCCUGUCGGAGAAGCAGGUCAAAGAAGCCAAAUCUAAAUGUAAAAGUAUUGCACUGCUGCUGACGGCAGCUCCCAACCCCAAUUCCAAGGGGGUGUUGAUGUUCAAGAAGCGCCGCCAAAGGGCCAGGAAAUACACUUUAGUCAGCUACGGGACUGGGGAGCUAGAGCGUGACGAGGACGAGGGGGAAGAGGGUGAAGGUGAAGAGGGGGACAAGGAAAACACUUUUGAGGUGAGUUUGCUUGCAACGAGUGAGUCGGAAAUAGAUGAAGAUUUUUUCUCUGACAUUGACAAGGACGGUAAGAUUGUGACGUUUGACUGGGACAGUGGUCUGCUCGAGGUGGAAAAGAAGGCAAAAAGUGGAGAGGAGAUGCAGACGCUCGCAGACAGCACAGGGAAAGGCGCUCUCAUGUUUGCCAAGAGGCGGCAGAGGAUGGAUCAGAUUACAGCGGAGCAAGAGGAGAUGAAGGCAAGCACAGUGCAGACAGAGGAGCACAGGGAAACCACCGUGACAGAGAACUUCCAGAAAGUGAGCUCUUCCGUCUAUCAAUCAAAAGAGGAGGAAACGUCAAGACAGCAGACCUCUGUGAAAAAAAGCUACACAGAUGUGAGCCAGAAUCACAGCAAAGUGGUACAACAAAAUGGCUUUGGCUUAGCACCUGGCACGAGCCUCUCUUUUCAGUCCUCUGGAACUCAAAAGGCAGCAUCUUUGAAUAAAACAGCAAAACCCUUUCCUUCUGGUGUUCAAAACCGAGCAGCUGCACCAUUUUCACCCGUAAGAAAUAUCACCAGUCCCCUUUCAGAUGCAGCAGCACCACCUCCUUACUGCUCUGUCAGCCCACCAGCUGAGGCUUUCUACAGACCUGUCUCAGCUCCUGUGGCCAGCAAGGCUGCUCCACCUGCGUGGGCAGUCCCCGAGCCCACGGAACACAUCGCGUCCAGAGAUGAAAGGAUUGCCGUGCCAGCCAAAAGAACUGGGAUACUGCAGGAGGCAAAGAGAAGAAGCACUUCCAAACCUAUGUUCAAUUUCAAAGACGCACCCAAAGUAAGUCCUAAUCCUGCCCUGCUGUCCCUUGUACACAACGCAGAGGGCAAAAAAGGGACCGGAGCUGGUUUUGAGUCAGGACCUGAAGAAGACUACCUCAGUUUGGGAGCAGAGGCUUGCAACUUCAUGCAGACUCAAGCAUCUAAACAAAAGGCUCCUCCUCCUGUUGCUCCAAAGCCUUCACUCAAGCUGUCUCCUUCUGCUGGUACUCCAGUUUCACCAGUUUGGUCACCUUCAGCUGCAGCUUCCAACAAGCCUCCUUCUUUCCCAGCACCAGCGUCACCUCAGGCAGCGUAUCCUGCACCACCCAAAUCUCCACAGUAUCCUCAUUCUCCCGUCCAUCCCCCAAGCACUCUGGACCUUGCUGGUCCUUUCAAAGGGCCUCAGGCCAGCCUGGCGAGUCCAAACCUUGCCCCCAAGUCAACACCAGUCACCCCAAGCGCUGGAGAAACAAAGCCUCCCUUCGAGAUGCCACCAGCUAUGAGUGGGAAAGGAGCACAGCUGUUUGCCAGGAGGCAUUCCCGAAUGGAGAAGUAUGUAGUGGAUUCAGAGACUGUGCAGGCAAACAUGGCACGAGCCUCAUCUCCAACUCCAUCUUUACCAGCUUCUUGGAAAUAUUCAUCUAAUGUCCGAGCACCUCCACCCGUCGCUUACAAUCCCAUCCACUGCCCCUCUUACCCUCCUGCUGCUACCAAGCCUUCCUCUAAGGCUGCUGCUGCUACCAAGAACACAAAAAGAAAACCUAAGAAAGGUCUCAAUGCUUUGGAUAUUAUGAAACACCAACCUUAUCAACUCGAUCCAUCUUUAUUUACUUUCCAGCCUCCUAAGGAAAGCCUUGCCAUGAAGCAGACACUGAAGCUGCCCACUUCAAAGCAAACGCUGCCUUUACCUACCUACCUUCCACCUGGUGCUGGCUCUCCCACAAGGGCCCGGCCUUCUUCGGUGUACUCCGUGCCAGCCUACGGUUCCCAACCUUCGUUCCCGUCAAAUGCCUCUCUCCCAGGGAAUGAAUCCUAUUCACCCACAGGCUACUCCGCAUUUUCUAAGCCAGAAACCACCACAUCCUCUUUGUUUACUGCUCCGAGGCCAAAAUUUUCAGCCAAGAAAGCUGGAGUCACUGCACAGGGAAGAAGCAGUGGCCGCUCAUUAUCGCUGCCUGGGAGACCUUCCUCAUUCAUUCCUCGAGCCAUGUCUCCAACUUCUCCUCUUGUAUUUCAGCCUGCCCCUGACUACUUCAGCAAGACAGACACAGCAGCUGACAAGCCUGGCAAGAGACUGACUCCCUGGGAAGCAGCAGCCAGAUCUCCCCUUGGCCUGGUUGAUGAAGCUUUUGCCCCCCAAAGCAUGCAGGAAUCCAUUGCUGCUAACGUGGUAUCGGCUGCUCGCAGGAAAACGCUUCCUGAGCCACCGGAUGAAUGGAAACUUAAAGUUUCUUAUGAGCCUCCAGCCCCAAGUGGUAGUGUAGCCUUAAUGGGAGGGAAGCUGUCGGGGCUUCUAUCACCCCAAAAAAGCUCCCUGUCUGCCCCAAGUGCCCCCACCCAGGCUGGCCCUAAGCUGCAGUAUCCCUACUGCACUCAGCGCUCCAUAACGGAUCCUGAUAUAAUGUCCAUGGAUUCCAGGUCUGACUAUUGCCUGUCAACAGCUGAUUCAAACUACAAUCCACAGCCAAGGGGAUGGAGGCGUCCAACAUGA
Molecule: messenger RNA, 3804 nt
Organism: Cinclus cinclus
Lineage: Eukaryota; Metazoa; Chordata; Aves; Passeriformes; Cinclidae
Gene: SYNPO2
Product: synaptopodin 2
Exons: 5
Coding region: 1-3804 (1267 amino acids)
Biological process (GO): positive regulation of actin filament bundle assembly
Cellular component (GO): nucleus; Z disc; actin cytoskeleton
Molecular function (GO): actin binding
Source: RefSeq, a predicted model, not a curated record